Desarmillaria tabescens is the source of this 1821-nucleotide messenger RNA. RefSeq lists its product as uncharacterized. The transcript has 4 exons. The coding region runs from base 81 to 1427 and encodes 448 amino acids. The record is from RefSeq and is a predicted model, not a curated record. NCBI's taxonomy places the organism in Eukaryota, Fungi, Basidiomycota, Agaricomycetes, Agaricales, Physalacriaceae.
UAGGUCCUUUUCGUUCUGGCUUCUACGCGGAGGUGGUUAGAAAGUCGGAUGAGUAUCUGGAUAUAAUUGAAAACAGAUCAAUGAAAAUCAAGCGGAAGCUCGAGAUAGCCACACAAGACCUCGUUAACGUUCUCAAUCAAAAAGUCGUACCUCCACGCUAUGACAGGCCAUUGGAAUUCUUCAUCUAUCUCGACGAAGCACACACUCUGGCGCAGGAAGGCGAACUCGGUAGCCCUCCUUCCAGCGCUCUGGACAUCUUUAAUACAGUCUUGGGAUGGCUAGUGGAGUUUCCGUUCUUCACGAUAUACAUAUCCACAACCAAUCUUGAGCCAGCGGCUACUAUGCCUUCUAUUUCUGUUUCUUACCCUCAGGCUGUGCCUCGUCAGGAACCCAAUACUCCAUUCACCGAGCUCCCCUUUGACGUAUUCGCACGCGACGUCGUGGGGUAUCUUCGUGCUCUAGGAGGAGGACGCAUUUUCCUUGAAGACAUGCAUAGUGAACAAUACCUGAGAAAGUUCGGGCGACCUUUAUGGAACAGCCACUGUCUCGAAAACUACCCAAAUAAAUACUGGAUCCAAGAUGAACUAAGCGCCGGGCAGACCAUCAGAGGUCGGGAGGACCUCCUUUAUGCAUGUGUGGGCCUUACUGUCCAGUUCGACUUUGACCGCUCGUCCCCCGCCGCCCGAGCCACGCAAGCCAAACUCGUGCGAUCUCACUUGAAGAUUCCCCUUGUCGUCCCUCGAGACGGGCAAUGCACGAUCACUGGGUACCCAUCAGAACCCCUCCUCGUCGAAGCAGCAUCCCAGCUAUUCCCAGGAGGUCAACUCGAAACAUACAUCCCACACGCACUCGACAAGGCAGAUUUGGAGGGUAUCCUCGCCAAGGAUAACCGACCCCAGCUAGUCGGCAGGUGCAUCGUCAUCCUCGCCCAACGAAGCGCCGUUUCCCGUUUCCUCCCUUCCUCCCGAUUGCCAUUCGGAUAUAUGGUAGCCCACGGUCACCCAGUUCCCGUCCUGGUCCUCCUCAACCACAUGUUCAACCAGAAAUGGCGAGACUCCAUCUUGAACAUCCGGCCUGUUGGUGACGAACACGGACCUCCUCUCCGCGAAGCGUUCAAGGAUGUCUAUGUCAAUUUCACUCAUUUCGCUGAAGCUGGCGACAGCAAGGUCAUGCAGUACCUGCCCCAUAUGAUGCUUCGGUUCUUGAUGUACGGCUGCUGCUCUAUGAACUCUGUCGACUUGAUCACUGCGAUGCACCAUGGUUCCCUCCAGAAUCCUCUCUACGAUAGCUCGACGUCUCAGCUGGCUUUCCAGAUCCAAAACUGUGCUGAAGAGGUUCCAGUUUUUGGUGGAACCACAGACUGUUACGCCGGCUCGAAAGGACCUUCCUGUGCUGUCGUUGCUUAUGCAGUUGGGGAUCGAGGAUAGGUCGAGGCAUCGGGUCGAGUCACUCAAGCCCGGAGCGCGCACCGAGAGCAUCCACCGGAAGCAUUAUCAGAUUAACGCCGUCGGAUGUUCUUCCGAGGUUUUCACUGUGAUUCCAGUGAAGGGAGAGUGUACCUAUCAGAGACUGUUGCGUCCGACGUCCAGAGAUGACUUUGCUAGGAAGCAUAAAGAUGCGAAUCUUUCGGCCUUUCAUACACAGAAACCGGCAUUUUUCGCUGAUAAAGUUGAGUCGUGGAACUGGCUGCAGGACGGGAUAAAGAGCGAGGAGGAUAUCAAGAAGGCUUUGGUAAUGCGAACCUGGACACGUAAUGUACGCAAUUCCGCAAUUCUUAUAUGUAGUAACAUACUGUAGUAAUAGCACACUUGCCUUUCGGAU